AUGGCCUCUCAUCUCGCGAACAUCUUUGGUACAGAGCAGGACCGAGUCAACUGCUCGUUUUAUUACAAGAUUGGUGCAUGCCGCCACGGAGACCGGUGUUCACGAAAGCACAUUCGACCACCUUUCUCGCAAACCAUACUCCUGCCCAACGUUUACCACAACCCCGCUCACAAUCCCAGUGCGACCUACAGCGAAGAUCAGUUGCAGCAGGACUUUGAUACGACAUACGAAGAUUUGUAUUGCGAGUUGGCCAAGUACGGAAAUUUGCUUGAACUCCAUGUUUGUGACAAUGUUGGGGAUCAUUUGAUUGGAAAUGUUUACGCUCGGUACGAAUGGGAGACGGAGGCUCAGGCUGCAGUUGAUGCUCUCAACAAUCGCUGGUAUGCAGGCCGCCCCCUGUACGCCGAGCUAUCACCCGUGACGGAUUUCCGUGAGGCGUGCUGUCGCCAAAACGAAAAUGGAGAAUGCAACCGUGGUGGAUUCUGCAACUUUAUGCACUUACGACUUGCCAGCAAAAAACUCGUGUCAGAGCUUAAAGCUGGCCAAAGAAUCGAGCGCCGACUAAACCCGACCAAGAAUGCAGGUGGUGCUGGUGGAUGGGAACCACCUAGUAACCGUGAUCGCGAGCGACGGAGCGCAAGCCCCCCGAGGGAGAGGAGACGUGAAGAUGAUCGACAUGACAGCCGGGACCGAUGA
Rhizoctonia solani is the source of this 696-nucleotide messenger RNA. Its product is annotated as splicing factor U2AF 23 kDa subunit. Gene Ontology annotation, molecular function: metal ion binding; pre-mRNA 3'-splice site binding. The coding region runs from base 1 to 696 and encodes 231 amino acids. Gene Ontology annotation, cellular component: spliceosomal complex; U2AF complex. NCBI's taxonomy places the organism in Eukaryota, Fungi, Basidiomycota, Agaricomycetes, Cantharellales, Ceratobasidiaceae. The transcript is spliced from 5 exons. The record is from RefSeq and is a predicted model, not a curated record. Gene Ontology annotation, biological process: mRNA splicing, via spliceosome.